GCUCCGCCGAGGGCCGCGCAUCGGCCGCCACGGACCAGGGGAGACUUGACCUGCCCGACUGAUCGCACACAAUUGUUCUGAGAUCCCACCGGCCAUCCCUUGUGUCUCUUGUAGGACUUGGUGACGUGACAGUGUGGCUUAGAAAGUACAGAAAGGGAGUGGCGGAGGCUGGACCCCGAGCACAGGGCGCUGGUGUUCCACAGAAAUGUGACUUCUGUGGAGCCCGGGGUUUGAAUCCUGCCUCAGUCCCUCACCUGUGCCUGGGAGUUGCUGCCGGACGCCUCCCUUCCUGCGGCUCAGCUACGCAUUCUGAGGCGCCUCGGCGGCCCGGCACAGGACGAUGGGUGAGGAUUCCCGGCCACAGGAGACGGCGGCCACCAGCUCCCCCAGGGCCGGAGAGCCAGGCCCCGAGGUGCAGCGGCCCGGGCAGUCGGCCGCGCGCGGAGCGAGCCCGCAGCAGCUGCCGGUGGAACAUCACUUCGCGUGCAAAGAGUGCGGGGCCGCCUUCCGCCUCAAGGUCCUCCUGGUGCAGCACCAGAGGGUGCACAGCGAGGAGAAGGGCUGGGAGUGCGGCGACUGCGGGCGCGUCUUCAGGGGGGUGGCCGACUUCAACGAGCACCGGCAGAGUCACGUGGCGGCGGAGCCCCGGCCGGGCCCCAGCCGGGCGGCCGCGGCGCUGGAGACGGGCGAGCAGAUGGAGCGCGAGGCCAAGCCCUUCGCCUGCGAGGAGUGCGGCCGGCGCUUCAAGAAGAACGCGGGCCUGAGCCAGCACCUGCGGGUGCACAGCCGCGAGAAGCCCUUCGCCUGCGAGGAGUGCGGGCGCGGCUUCAAGGUGCACACGCACCUGGCCCGCCACCAGAAGCUGCACGCGGCCGAGACGCCCUUCGCCUGCCGCGCCUGCGGCCGCGACUUCCCAGACCGCCAGGAGCUGCUCAAGCACCAGCGCGCGCACCGCGGCCACCCGCCCUUCGACUGCGACGACUGCGGCAAGUCCUUCCGCGGCGUGGCCGGCCUGGCCGAGCACCAGCGCAUCCACAGCGGCGCCAAGCCCUACGGCUGCCCGCACUGCGGCAAGCGCUUCCGGCGCAGCUCGGAGCUCACCAAGCACCGGCGCAUCCACACGGGCGAGAAGCCGUACGCGUGCGGCGACUGCGGCAAGGCCUUCCGCCAGAGCUCCAGCCUGCUGGAGCACCAGCGCAUCCACACGGGCGAGCGGCCCUACGCGUGCGGCGACUGCGGCAAGGCCUUCCGCGGCCCGUCCGACCUCAUCAAGCACCGGCGCAUCCACAGCGGACUGAAGCCCUACGAGUGCGGCCAGUGCGGCAAGGCCUUCCGCCGCAGCUCGGGCCUCAGCCGCCACCGCAGGACCCACAGCAGCGCGCGGCGCUGCGAGUGCAGCCAGUGCGGCCGCGUGUUCCACCGGCGCUCGGCGCUGCAGAAGCACCAGCCCAGCCACCAGGAGUAG
Messenger RNA from Talpa occidentalis (Iberian mole), 1465 nucleotides. It is a transcript of the gene ZNF275, whose product is annotated as zinc finger protein 275. The record is from RefSeq and is a predicted model, not a curated record. The coding region runs from base 341 to 1465 and encodes 374 amino acids. Lineage: Eukaryota; Metazoa; Chordata; Mammalia; Eulipotyphla; Talpidae. The transcript has 5 exons.